Molecule: messenger RNA, 1383 nt
Organism: Mollisia scopiformis
Lineage: Eukaryota; Fungi; Ascomycota; Leotiomycetes; Helotiales; Mollisiaceae
Exons: 5
Coding region: 1-1383 (460 amino acids)
Biological process (GO): regulation of DNA-templated transcription
Molecular function (GO): DNA-binding transcription factor activity, RNA polymerase II-specific; zinc ion binding
Source: RefSeq, a predicted model, not a curated record
AUGCGACUCUGCGGAAUCUGUCAUAAACCAUUCUUGAAAGAGACAUCGUAUAACCGACACAUCUCAUACUGUCGCCGUACCCAAACUCGUCCUCGCACUCGUGUAAGAUCAUGCCGAGCGUGUAGUCUAGCCAAGACGAAAUGCAACUUCCACUCUCCAUGUUUGCGAUGUACGAAAAGAGACCUUGAUUGUGUGUACGACACAAAAGUGUCUGCUUCCACAAGUACAGCCCAAGUGGACGGGGAAGACCAAGCCCAGAUCGAUACUUCAGACUUCCCUCCGACGUCUUUGCCGGGAUGUGACUUCAACUUGAAUCAUAUGUUCACACCUGGCGGAGCAAUCGACACGGAUGAAUCGCAAUUGCGAGUUGACAUGGACUGGAAUACACUUGGGCUCACUGCUGCUGACUUGGAACUUCCUAAGGAUAGUCUACCCGAACUUCCAUGGUCUACAUGGACCCACCGAGACGAAUAUGCACUCAUCCUUUCCGGACACUCAGAUCCCUCUGAGCGACCAUAUUCGGAAUAUUUGUCUCCAGUCCCGACAUCGGACCCGGUCUUGCAAUUCACAGCAAACAUGCUCAUACAGAUGCUUCGUGCUUUCCCACAGAUGAUGCUUCGCAGGGAGACUCUCCCUGCUUUCAUACAUGGGCACUGGUAUCGUCCCUCAGGUACCACAGGCCUCGCUUUGCCUGAGCCAUUGGUCAACUGUAUGGGGCUAGCACAGGUUUUUGCUGCUCACAAUCCCGAGAGCAAGCCAUUUCUGUGGCGAACAGUCAAGACGGAGCAACGCUCCUUCAUUGAAAAGCAAGAUAAGCGCCAGUUCUCAAGGGAUGGCUUGCUUGCAGCUGUGCAAGCUCAGAUCAUUUACAUCAUUAUGAAAGUAACUGACAACUCAAAAUUCGAACAAGACUUGAAUCUCGAAAUGAUAAUCACUUUCCAGGCACUUUGUGAGAGCUUCAGAGAGCUGUGCAAUGAACCAUUUUGCCAGGACGAAAGAAUGUAUCCAAGCUUUAGCUGGGAAGAUUGGGUGUUUGCCGAAUCAAGAAGAAGAACAGUUUUGGUGUGGUUCUUGAUCGCUCAAACGGUUCGCAUCAAGAUUGGUGUACCAUGCGAUGCAUUUGAGGAUUUCCGAAAUCUUCCCCUCUGUUCUUCCAAGUCACUUUGGGAAGCAAGAACGCGUUUGGCUUGGCAGUCAGAGUAUGAAGUGUACAAGAACAUGCAGCGAACGGAACUGGAAAGCUUUGGAGAUCUUAUCGAUGCCUACAAAGAAAGGGACGUAGGGGCAAACCAACUAAGGCUGGAUGCUUGGAUUGCCAGAGCCGAUAAUCUUGGUGUCUUGCUUAGUCUGGGCGCGGUAAUUGCUUCUAGAAAGGAAGGAUGA